AACACAGGAAUAUGUGGGGGACGCACAUUAAGUGUUGGAGCUAGAUAUUCGUAGGAAAAUAAGGAUAUAAACAAGAUUUGAAUAAGGUUAAAAUACAAUACACAGCCUUGUUUACUACACUGGAGAACAUCAUGUAGGAUUUACUCUCCACAGUAUUUAUUCAUUUGGCUGUACAUGAAGGACUAUCUUAUGUAAAAACCAUCAUAUGUUUAUUAGUAAAGUAGAAUAAAUAAAAUUUGAUCUAGAAUAAGAAGGCUAUCCCUUUGUACCAGCUCUUUUCCGACAAAUCCCGCCCUCUGAAUUUAUUGUGUGCGGAAGAGUCUCGCGAGAUUUCGGGCGAGACCUCCCUGUUUUCAACAUGGCAGGCAGUAAGUUGGUACUGGAAGGGAGGAUAAGUAUUACAAGCUUUCUUUUAGGUCUCGGCGUGACAAUAAUACCCCUGUUUGUAAAGUUUGGCUCGCAUGUUGACUGGAUAUUCGAUUACCUCACCGGUGUAAACGGGAAAAUAGCCAUUGCGCUUUAUAUUACAGUUAUCAACGGCUUCCUGCUAAUCCUUUACAAGGGACCUCUAUACAAGGUCGCUGUGCGAGCUUGCUUUCUAGGAUUUGUUUUUGGAUGUGGCUUGAUCAUAAGUGUUGCAGACUCGACAUGGACACACUUUGGCUGGUACAUGUGUUCACUAACAUUCUUCCACUACUCUGAAUACCUGGUCACAGCCAUCAUCAACCCUCGCAGUCUGUCUCUAGACUCCUUCCUGCUCAACCACAGUUUUGAAUACACUGUAGCAGCAUUCGCUUCCUGGAUGGAGUUCAUUGUGGAAAAACUGCUUGUUCCAGAGCUGAAGCAGCUGAACUGGAUCUGUGUUGUGGGAUUAAUAAUGGUGUUAUGUGGAGACUGUCUGCGCAAGUCUGCCAUGCUGACAGCGGGAUCCAACUUCAACCACAUAGUGCAGAAUGAGAAGGCUCACAGCCACGUGCUGGUCACCAACGGUGUCUAUUCAUUCUUCAGACACCCCUCAUAUGUGGGCUGGUUCUACUGGAGCAUCGGUACACAGAUAUUGCUGUGCAACCCGUUAUGCCUCUUGGCCUAUACACUGGCUAGCUGGCGGUUCUUCAAGGAGCGUGUCGAGGAAGAGGAGAUCUCUCUCAUCCAUUUCUUUGGAGAGGACUACAUAGAGUAUAAAAAGAAAGUGCCCUCUGGUUUGCCCUUUAUCGCAGGCAUCAGGGUAAACUCAUAAGACUGGUACACAUGGAUACACGCAGAAACGUCUAGUGCACUCCUGGACACUUCCUGGACUGGCGCUGUGAGUGAACUGGUCACCUGGUGACCUUGUGGCUCACUUUAACGCCAAGAGAAAUGAGGGCACACGGUAUAGAGAGACUGGCCUGUUGAUCUGCUCUUAGACACAACGGUUCACUCCGAGCAGGGUGGAGCCUCUACCUCGACGCAAUUUGGACCGAAAACACACACGGCUAUAAAGUCUCUCAGCGCUCUCCUGCGUUAUCAAUUUUCACCUUGUCUUUUCUCUCAUACAUCAUAUAAUACUUUUACAUCCACAUAUUCAUGUUGACCUGUUUUGCAUCUCUAGUUCAUGAUCUAGACCUGUUUAACACAUCUGUCCAUUUCAUGUGUCAUUUCUUGUCAGUUUCUUAGUAGUUUCUUAUAAGCCUUUGUGGGUUUUUUUUCUUCUUCUUUUUUUAAAGAAGGGUUUUAUGGUUUAGAAUGUAAAGGUAAUGAAACUGCAUUGAGGUUGUACAGUAUAUUAGCUAGGAAAAGUAUACUGCAACUCAGUAUACAUUCAACCUGAAUUAUACCAAAUAUACCAGAUACUUAUACAAGAUUUUAUUUAUUUUACAGGAAAGCUUGAGCAUUCUCCUAGUAAAUAAAUUAGUAUUUUACA
This is a messenger RNA of Ictalurus furcatus (blue catfish), 1900 nucleotides long. It is a transcript of the gene icmt, whose product is annotated as isoprenylcysteine carboxyl methyltransferase. The record is from RefSeq and is a predicted model, not a curated record. Bases 359 to 1237 code for a protein of 292 amino acids. Gene Ontology annotation, biological process: C-terminal protein methylation. Gene Ontology annotation, molecular function: protein C-terminal S-isoprenylcysteine carboxyl O-methyltransferase activity. NCBI's taxonomy places the organism in Eukaryota, Metazoa, Chordata, Actinopteri, Siluriformes, Ictaluridae. Gene Ontology annotation, cellular component: endoplasmic reticulum; membrane. The transcript is spliced from 5 exons.